AUGAAGGAAUUUAAACUUGGAAUCGAAUUGAAUCAAUCUAUCAACAAUCCUCAUGGGAUCGACCUCGCACUUACACAUGCUAUACUACCCAAUGGCUCGUGCACUUACAAGUAUCACAAGUUGAGGAUACAGCUGAAUCAAUUUUGGCGUAGCUGUAUCGACAACACCACAUUGCUAGCCCCUGUCCAGGAGAAACACUUACAUGAAACGGGAAUAGCACUGAUAUCCCCAACCAAUCACGUUAUGCCAUGGAUGAAAACUUUUCCACAGGCAGUCUGUGGUUUACCGGGAUUGCAAAAUAGGGACAGGGCGCGGGGGGCGAUGUUUUACUCAUACAUGCCUAAGGAUGGGUUUGAACCUCAGACAUCUCAGGACAAACACACUUGGCAUGUUCGAAAGAAAAAGCAACCAAUUGGAAAUGGCGUUGUGCCCAAUACGUCAAUUGUCUACUACGAUAACAUGAAGGUGUUGGUCCGUCGCAAAUCUCGCGGCCUGGUGCUCCGGGUCGAGGGGAUGUGCGUCAACACGUGA
Molecule: messenger RNA, 531 nt
Organism: Prunus armeniaca (apricot)
Lineage: Eukaryota; Viridiplantae; Streptophyta; Magnoliopsida; Rosales; Rosaceae
Source: the annotation of a GenBank genome assembly